Hevea brasiliensis (rubber tree) is the source of this 709-nucleotide messenger RNA. RefSeq lists its product as uncharacterized. Bases 192 to 488 code for a protein of 98 amino acids. The transcript has 2 exons. The record is from RefSeq and is a predicted model, not a curated record. Lineage: Eukaryota; Viridiplantae; Streptophyta; Magnoliopsida; Malpighiales; Euphorbiaceae.
GUGCUUCACAGAAUUUGAUUCCUCCCUUUUCUUAACUCGGAUAUAUAAAUAAAACAACUGAGUCUGGUCUCUCACGGAUCCUCAUUUGUUUAACCUCCUAGGAAUCUCAAAACAGAAACUGUCAUUACCAAAGUUACAACAUUUAAGCAGAACAGAUAUACUUUAUCUCAAUAUAGUGUUGAGGACCAAAUAUGAGCCUAGCAUGUCUUGUAUGCCAUAGUGUCGAAAGUCCAUCGCACUCUUUUAGAAGCUACUCGGUCUCAAGUUCUGACAAUGAAGGAAGGUGUUCUGCUAUUGCAAACUGCUUAGCCAGGAAGUUUCCUCUUCCUCCUCCAAGAGCAACUAUUGCAUCAACAUCCAAAGUGACCCCACAACCAACCAAUACGAGUCAUGAAAUGACGGGACCCCCAAGACUGGUCCGGAGCCGUGCUGUGAGACGGGAUCUUGUGAGAGAUUGGAAUUUUGAUGGGGCAGCGAUGGAGAGUUAGAUGCUUUAAAAAAAGUGCAGGGUUAUCCACUAGUGUGAUAGUAUUAGAGCUUUAUUUAGCUGUUCUCUAGAUUGUUUCUAUUAUGGGUGCAAUUGAACUCACUUUUCCACUUGAAGAGCUGGAGCAUUUGUGACCAUUGUAGGAAAAUUUAAUGUGAAACAAUGUUCAUAUAUUUUUUUUCUCUUUCCAAAUACCAUUUCUAAUCAUCUUUCCUUGGCAAA